GUGAUCAAAAAAAUGCGUAGCAGAAGCGACUCAGGAGUCAGGCUGGAUUACUACCAGCGGGUGAUCCACAAUGUGAUAAUGAACCACCAGAACCCGGUGACGGGUCUGUUUCCUUUGAGCGAAGACCUGGACCAUGCUUGGAUCCGGGACAACGUGUACUGCAUCCUGGCAGUGUGGGGGCUGUCGAUGGCCUACAAGAAGAUAGCAGAUGUCGAUGAAGACCGGGCGAAGACCUACGAGCUGGAGCAAAGCUGCGUGAAGCUGAUGCGAGGGCUUCUGAUGGCGAUGAUGCACCAGAAGGACAAGGUGGAGAAGUUCAAGAUCACCCAGAGUCCUUUGGACGCGAUCCAUGCCAAGUAUUCCUCGACAACUGGUCAAGCUGUGGUGAGAGACAACGAGUGGGGACAUCUGCAGAUUGAUGCUGUGUCCUUGUACCUGCUGAUCUUGGCCCAGAUGACAGCCUCAGGGUUGCAAAUCAUCUUCAACUUGGAUGAGGUCGCCUUCAUCCAGAACCUGGUCUUCUACAUAGAGUCCGCGUACUGCAUUCCAGACUACGGAAUUUGGGAGCGCGGCGACAAGACCAACCACGGACUGCCUGAGCUAAACGCCAGCAGCAUUGGAAUGGCCAAAGCAGCCAUGGAAGCAAUGAACGAAUUGGACCUGUUUGGCGCCAGAGGCGGACCCACUUCAGUGAUCCACGUUCUAGCGGACGAAGCCCAGAAGUGCCAGGCUGUUUUACAAUCGAUGCUUCCCAGAGAAUCCAAUUCUAAAGAAUUGGACAGUGGAUUGCUUUGCAUCAUAAGCUACCCUGCGUUCGCCGUUGAUGAGCCAAAUCUGAUCCAACUGACCCGGGACACGAUCACCAAGAAGCUCCAGGGGAAAUACGGCUGCAAGAGGUUCCUCCGUGAUGGCUAUCGCACGCCAAAGGAAGAUCCCAAUAGGCUGUACUACGAACCCUGGGAAUUAAGGAUGUUUGAGAAUAUCGAGUGCGAGUGGCCUUUGUUCUACUGCUACCUCAUCUUGGAUUACUGCUUCCAAGGAAACACUGGAGUGGUGACGGAUUACAUGAAUUCGCUGGAGAAGAUUCUGGUCCAGACAGAAGAUGGAAUUAAAUUGGUGCCAGAAUUGUACGCAGUGGCGCCUGAGAAUGUGGAAGCUGAAUAUGCUGAACCUGGAAGCCAGCCGAGGCUACCUUUAGGACGCUGUCCCUUCAAGUGGGCCCAGUCGUUGUACAUUCUGGGGAAGCUUCUGCAGGAAGGAUUUCUUGCUGUUGGAGAACUGGAUCCACUUAACAGAAGACUCUGCAGCGAAAAGAAGCCAGAUGUGGUUGUCCAGGUGGUGAUUCUUGCUGAAGAUGAUGAUGUUAGGGAGAAGAUUGCCCAGCAUGAUAUCCAUGUGCAAACUAUUGCUGAAGUGGCGCCAAUUGAGGUCCAGCCUGCUAAAGUUCUCAGCCAUUUGUACACUUAUCUAGGCCGUAAUAAGAAGUUGGGUCUUUCUGGAAGGAAGUCCAGGGACGUUGGUAUCCUCAGCACCAGCAAACUCUACUCACUCCAGGACAAGAUCUUCGCGUUUACACCUCAGUUAACCGAUAUGACACGUUUCUACAUCGCAUCAGACUACGAAUUAAUGAUCGAUAUAUUCAAAGGUGAAAUAAACUUCUUGAAGUCUAGCUGGCAAAAUAUGUUAGGUCGACCACUUGUUGUAAUGCCACUCAAGAAUAUCCAUUUAGGUAAAAAUUUCGAUGCGGAAGAAUUUUACGUUACGAACGACGCCGAUUUUUUAGCGAAUAUUUUUACAACAAACUUGGCAUUUCUCGGUAUCAACUGGAGACAAAUGCUUGGCAGACCGACAAUAACCAUUGUAGCUACUCAUAAUCACUUAGAUCAUGGCAAAAUUCCGCUAGCGAUGAUCACCACGAUGAAGAAGUUGAAGAGUGGUUACAUCAACGGUACCAGAGUGUCAUUGGGGAAUCUCAAUGACUUUCUGACCACUUCUUGCAUUACCAAUCUAAGUUUCUUAGGCAGCGCUGAAGAAGGAAGACCAGACAUACUAAAUCCGCAGGUUCAAAAGUACCUGGACGAGCACCUGAUGCGCGCCUUUCCUCACCGUUCGGGGCUUCUAGACCGUCCCGCCGUGCGCAGUGGCAAAAACCUGCGCCGGAAAAUGUCCUUCAAGGGAGCAAUUAAGAAAACCCGAUCAAUUGCUGUCGAACCUGAAAUUCUUGGAAUGGCAGGCGAAGAUCGUCGGCCUUCUACUGUCAUGCCAAUUAAUCCCUUUAUUGAAGUCACGGAUACUGCUUCGACGUCUCUGCAAGCUGAUGCAGAAUCUAAGCCAGAGAAGAGGACACCUUCACCAGAAAUACCAGCUACUGAUGAUGUGCUUCCGAGGAAGCACAGAAUUCGCACUCUAACAGAGACUCAGUAUGCUGAUACCGAAGUCGAGGAACUUAUGGCGAUGCUGCGCGAAACUGAGAGCUUGGAAGAGCAAGGAGACAUUUUGCAGUAUUUGGUUGAUACCCAAGGACUGCAGUUCAAUACAGGAAUGAUCGAAAACGGGCAUCCUGUUUUGGUAAAAGAUCUCUUGAAAGGUGUCUAUGAAAAGGCUUGUCAGCAAAAAAUGUGGGGAAUUGUCCGACAUACAGCAGGAAUGUUAGGAAAGAGGGUGGAAGAUCUAGCCAAAGCUGUUACUGAUCUUCUGGUGCGACAGAAGCAAGUUACAGUUGGAAUGCCACCGACAAAUGAGCACACAAUUGUAGCGCCUCUUCCAGAAAACGAGCUGCGUUCACUAAUCCACCAGGCGUACGGCGACGACGAGUCAACAGCAAUGUUGACCCAGGAACUUCUGGUCUACUUGGCGAUGUUCAUCCGAACGGAACCUCAGUUGUUCCACGAAAUGCUGCGGCUUCGCGUGGGUCUGAUCAUCCAGGUUAUGGCGACUGAGUUGUCACGAACUCUAAUUUGCAACGGCGAAGAAGCUUCUGAGCACCUGCUCAAUCUCUCGCCGUUUGAGAUGAAGAACUUGCUCCACCAUAUUAUGAGCGGGAAGGAAUUCGCGAUUAGCAGCGUCGGUCGGGGAAAUUUCUCGAUAAUUUCCUACAAGUCGAACCGGGUGAGCAAGAAGUCACAAAUCGGAGGGUUCUUGAAUGAUCAGACGGACGUCAAUGAGGCAGAACCUGAUCGUCAGGGUCAGUGGUUGAGAAGAAGGCGCCUAGAUGGCGCCUUGAAUCGCGUGCCCAGGGACUUUUAUCCAAGAGUUUGGCAAGUGCUAGAGCGCUGCCAGGGGCUGGCUAUCGAGGGAAAAGUCCUGCCUCAGCACCUCACCCAGGAGAUGACUUCUGGGGAGCUGAAAUUUGCUCUAGCGGUUGAGACUGUUCUUAAUACCAUUCCGCAGCCGGAGUACAGGCAAUUGGUAGUAGAGGCGCUGAUGGUUCUUACCCUGGUUACGGAGUAUAAUGUGGUGGCUUCUUUGGGGGGCAUGAUUGUUCCCAAAAACCAGCGAGAAACAACGCCAAUGGGAACUUUACUAUGCGGCGGCGCUGCGUACAUCUGCCAGCACUUCUACGACAGCGCUCCAAGCGGCAGUUUUGGAACUAUGACCUAUAUAACGCGUGCCAUAGCUUCUUUUUUGAACUUUCUGCCCAAGGAGGGUGACCUUGAGUGCAGUAUAUCUUGA
Messenger RNA from Cotesia congregata, 3672 nucleotides. NCBI's taxonomy places the organism in Eukaryota, Metazoa, Arthropoda, Insecta, Hymenoptera, Braconidae. The record is from the annotation of a GenBank genome assembly.